UAGUUUAAUGAUGCUUAACAAUAUCGUUGCAUGCGAUACUUCCAAAGUCUUGUAAUUUCGAAUUUUGUAUUUAUCGACAGAAAGUAUUAAUAGUUUUUACGAAAAACUUCUUUACCGACGCAAUCUUUCUUUAUUCAAGUGAUGAAAGUGACUCUUGAAUCAAGCGAUUCAAAUUUUUCUCAGUUAUUUUUUUUAUUUCUUUAUUUAAUAAAUAUAAUUGGUGUUGGAAAUAAGUAUAAUUUUAUUUUGUAAAAUAAAUUUUAAAUUAUAAAAUUGAUUGAAUUUAUUACAUUUCUCUUUUCUUUUAGAAAGAAUAAUGUUCAAUUAAAGUUUGUAUAAUCCUAUUAAAAUCGUAUAAAAAAAAUCGAAUAGCCAAUUAUAUCGAAGGAUCAACUUAUAAGUUUCUGUUAUUUUUCAUAAAAAAAAAAUAUGAAAAUAUUAAUUUAAAAUUUAUAAUAACCAAUAAAAAAUUGAAGUAGAAGAAACGUUGCGAUGAUGCUAUAUUAGGAAAUAUGGCAAGAGGCCAAGCAGAUGGCAAAUUAUAAAUUAAAGAAAAGAAUCUCAUCAAUAGAAAUUAUUUCAAAUCAAUAAGAAAUUCACCAACGACAAAAAAAAAACGAUAAUCCUCAGAUAAACUUUAAACUUUGAGACCAAAAUGAUCCGCAAUGAUAUCGAUACGCUAUAUUGAAAGUUUUAUAUAUAAUAAUUUCAAAUAGAGACUGAUCUACGCCACGAGUAAAAAUGGAAGAGAUGUUAUUAUUAGGGGAAUUUAUUUUUCUUAAGAGGUAAUUUUGAGAUGGUGGAUCACCGAGGGCGGUAUCCGCAUGCCUGUUUAACGAGUCGGUUUCCGACUACGGCCUCUUGCCAACGAUGAUUUUCAGAACUUGGCACCCAAACGUAAUUGCUUUUGCACGCUCGAAACGCCGUUGUCACUCCUCGGUGAGCAUUGAUGAGAGUAGCGCGUGGUGAAUGUUAUCUAUAAUAACCACGGCAACCACGACGAUGAUGGUGGCGAUGAUGCUCUGGCACCGAAAAUAUUUCUAAUGAGACAAAUUUACAUAUAACGUAUCCGUUGGCUGAUUUUCGUGCGUGCCCCUCCACCGUUUUAAAACGAUUGAAUGAAAACUAGUACAAAUAUUUUACAUUCCACUGUCAUCCAAAGCGAAAAUCUUGUAUACGCGUGUCUAUCACGGCCAAUUGAUCACCUCAUAUUAUUUAUAACCACAUAUUUCUUCGUGGAUAACAAUUUCUCUCCAUUCUGUCUCAACCUGUCAUUCUCAAUUUCAAAUUGUUGUUCCACUUUUGUUGAAAUAAAAUAAUGCAAAUCUCAACUCUCCGGGAUAAAAUAAUUAUUACGUAAUCGACGAUAAUUUGUCCGCGUAGAGCGAAAAGCAAAUUUAAUCACAACGUAUCACUUCGAUAUUUCAUCUCAACGAGAUUAGAAAAUCGGGCAAAUUUUAGAAACAUCUUUCUUUCAAAUUAGAAUUGGAAAGAGGGGGAAAUAUAUGGUUGGAAUAUUAUUUUAGCUUGGAACUAAUCCUUCUUCGCCAUUUACCGAUCAUUACCGAUGCAUUAGAACGAUUUGUUUAAACGGAGUGGUUUAGUACCGGCAAUUUUGGAAUGUUUACGAGGUUGAGAAGAAUAAUAACCGCAGAACAGUUGUUCCCAACCAGUUUCCAUCCGUGUUCGUAGAAAAUUUCGCUUUCGACCUAUAUUUUCGAGUUCGAAAAAUGCGUAAAAAUCGCUGAUGAAUCAUCUUGAAAGAGUCCCAGGAUUCGUUAUAUUUUUGCUGUACAGCAAGCCAGGUAGAAGUUAGUGUUGUAAUGGUUUGCAAUGCGUAGGUAGUAUCUAAUGUAAGAACAGCGACGUGUCUGAAAAUUGCAUGUCGAUCCGUUUCGUUAUCGCGAAGGAAUUAUAACUAUUUGCGCGAGGACAGAUAGAGAUAUUCGCGAAGGGUAUAUUUAAACAAUCGCCGUUAGAUGGCAUUGAAUUGAGUGACCGCGACAUAAUGGAGUCGACAACGAGUUUAAUCGACAAUAAAAUAACGAGAUGAAACGUGAAUGAUAAAAAAAGAAAAAGUCAUUAUCGAUUAAUUUUCCCGAUAAGAUAAAAAAUAAAUAUCCAUAUUUUCGUAUUUCCUUUUUUUUUCCUUUCUGCCAUUCUGAAAAAUUUCACCAACGAUAUUAUAUUUAAGAAGAUAUUGAUCCUCCCGAGUGCCGAUCGGAACGAUUCAUAACGUAAUCACGGUGCUAUUCGACGCUUUAAAUAUCGCGUUUGAAACGCGAUUAUUGUUAUAUAGGAAUGAAAAUAAUCCGCGAUCCAGUAAUAGUAGGGUGCACCACGACCACCUCGUCCCGAUGAUAUAAUUUAAGAAUCAAAAAUGUACAGGUGAUCGUGUAAUUCGAAUUGCAAUCUUCUGUGUGAUUUAGCGUCGGCCUUCCGACAUUACGGAGGGACCCACUUAUAACAUAUUUCAUUUUUCGUCGCGUCGCUCUAUUUUUGCGCCCACCAGUUUUCUAGCUGGUUUACCAGACGCUGUGGAUGUCUUUAUACCGGGACGGAAAAGCCGCGGCACUUCAGGUAUCCGUCGUCCGCCGUGCGAAGUAUCCGUCACCAUGGAGGAAGACGACCAAAAAAUGGCUGUAAUGCGAAAAGCAUUUCAAAUGUUCGAUACGACGAAAAGCGGAUUCAUCGAUACGUUGAAAAUUUCAACGAUAUUGAACACAAUGGGUCAAUUAUUCGACGAUUCCGACUUGAAUGCUUUGAUCUCCGAGAAUGAUCCGGAAGGGACUGGUAAAGUAAACUUCGAUGGAUUCUGCAGAAUCGCUGGCCGAUUCUUGGAGGAGGAGGACGCCGAGGCGAUGCAAGAAGAAUUGAAAGAGGCCUUCCGUUUAUACGAUCGUGAGGGAAAUGGAUAUAUUACAACGGCUACAUUGAAGGAGAUUCUUGCCGCCCUCGAUGAUAAACUUACCAGUGCGGAUUUAGACGGCAUAAUCGCCGAGAUCGAUACCGAUGGAUCAGGCACGGUUGAUUUUGAUGAAUUCAUGGAAAUGAUGACUGGAGAAUAAUCACGGAUGGAGAGAAUUGGCAGAGCGACGUCGAAGACAGUACAGUACUUUAAAACGAUAUUUUAAUAUUUUUGUCGAUACUAGUAUCCUGUGGAAAAAUUUGUUUAAUAAAACAACAAUGUAAAUUUCCUA
Molecule: messenger RNA, 3200 nt
Organism: Apis cerana (Asiatic honeybee)
Lineage: Eukaryota; Metazoa; Arthropoda; Insecta; Hymenoptera; Apidae
Gene: TpnC25D
Product: Troponin C at 25D
Cellular component (GO): myosin II complex
Molecular function (GO): calcium ion binding
Source: RefSeq, a predicted model, not a curated record